AUGGGGAUGAACAGCCACGCGCGCCGUGCUGUUGUUGCUGCAGCCGGCAGUGGCAGCUGGCAGGAGCCCAGCAGCCAGGCAAGGGCAGAAGAGGCGGCGGUGGAGGAGGAGGAGGAGGAGCUGGAUCCUGCUGCGUUGCACAACGACAUGCGAGUAGAGCAUACCACCGGCACCGUGGACCUGGAGACGCUGCUGAACCGUGCAGAGAAGAAGCGGAUCAACCUGAAGCCCCGCUACCAGCGAGGAUACAUCUGGGGCAAGCAGAAGGCGUAUCGGCUGAUAGAGAGCGUCAUGGGUGGCCUGUUUGUGCCGGCGGUAGUGACGCACGCCAAGGUGGAGGAUUUUGUGGAUGGCAAGCAGCGGCUCACCACCCUGUUGGCCUUCAGGAAGGGCGUGUUUCCUGACGGCUCAGAGUUCAGGCUUCAGGACCUCACGAAGCUCACUGAGCUCAACGGCAAGAGCUAUUGUGACCUGCCUGAGGACCGCCUCUCCCCAACAUCCCCAAGCCGCUACGACUUUGACUCCCGCAUGCUGCCCUGCACUAAGCUCCUGCCCUCUACCACCGAGGAGGCGGUGCUGCGCGUGUAUGAAGACUUGAAUGCGGGUGCCGAGCAGUUGAACAAACAGCAGAUCCGGCGCGCCGUGUUUGGCGGCCCGUACAUCGACCUGUUGGAGAGCCUGGCGCAGCACGAGACCUUCCUGGCCAUCCGCGCCGCCAAGCACGCUGCCAAGGACGAGAGCGACCAGGAGCUCAUCCUGCGCUUCUUCGCGCUGCGCCGCAGGACGCGCACGGUGGUGGGAUUCAAGGGCGCCAUGCAUACUUGCCUCAACAAUGAGAUUAGCCAGCACCGCCAGCUGGAUGCGCAGGGGGAAAUGGAGCAGGAGGCUGAGCUGCGCUCUCUCUUCAGCUGCACCAUCAAUCUGGUGUGGACCAUCUACGGCGACAAGGCCUUCCGCCGCUGGACGAGCAAGGGCUUUGAGAAAGACAUUAACACAAGCAUUUUACGAUCCUGUCAUGCUGACCUGCGCAGAGCUCAAGUGCAUGUAGCAGCCGAUGCCCUGCGCGACGAUGUUGAGGGCCUGUGCAAGACAGCAGAAUUUCUCAACAAUCGCUUCUCUGCUGAACGCCUCGAAGCGCGUCUGCGCGUGUACAAGGAGCGUCUGAUUGCGGUGGUGGCAGCCGCGGUGGAGGAGCGCAAGGCGAUGAAGGCGCGCACUGUGAGAGUCUUCCCUAAGGGGCUGCGGAAGAAGCUGUACACGCAGGGACAGCAGAGUCUCUAA
This is a messenger RNA of Chlorella variabilis, 1281 nucleotides long. RefSeq lists its product as hypothetical. The transcript is spliced from 10 exons. The record is from RefSeq and is a predicted model, not a curated record. Lineage: Eukaryota; Viridiplantae; Chlorophyta; Trebouxiophyceae; Chlorellales; Chlorellaceae. The coding region runs from base 1 to 1281 and encodes 426 amino acids.